AUGGCUGUAGAAGGCCAGCCUGGACGCGUGGGCGGGCGUGGUGGAGGAAUUUGGUGGGAUGGGAUGAGGGUCGGCCGAAUUUGUGAUGUUCAUGUCCCAGCUGACCUAGCAUGCAGAGUUUCAGCUCACCCAAACUUAUUCGAGGAAUUCCGGCGCAAGAUCGUUGAGUACUUCGGAGCACCGCCCGCUUCGCAACCGGGGAAGUCCAUGGCCGUGCUAGAUCUGGAUGCGCUGGAUAUCCUGUCUUGCCACAGCCGCAGCUUGGGUCUUCAGUUGGGGCUGCUGGGUCCGGAUGGCUGCGAGUUGGAGGACGAAAUAAAGCUGGAGCGAUGCCUGCAAAACGGAGACCUGAUAGUCUUCGUUCGUGGCGAGCUGGCAUCCGUGCAUCUUGUGGACGUCGUGGAUGCCCACUAG
This is a messenger RNA of Symbiodinium sp. CCMP2592, 414 nucleotides long. The record is from the annotation of a GenBank genome assembly. Lineage: Eukaryota; Dinophyceae; Suessiales; Symbiodiniaceae.